GUGUAGUGGAAGUUUCCGCGCAGACACUGAACGCAGCAGCAUUAUCCACCGGCAAGCAGAUUCAUCAGAAAGCCGUCCGUCAUCUUAUUAGAUUCAAGACGAAUUUAAAGCAACAAUGGAUGUCGCUCAUGAAGUGAAACUGCUGGUGCAGGAGAUCCAGCGACUCGGCAGUAAAGAUGCUGAUGGUCAAACCAGAGUGAAGUUCGGGGUCUUGUUCAAUGACGACCGGUGUGCCAACAUCUUCGAGGCGUUGGUGGGCACCCUGCGGGCAGCCAAGAGGAAAAAGGUGGUCAGUUUCGAGGGCGAGUUGCUCCUGCAGGGCGUCCAUGAUAACGUCGAUAUCGUCCUGCUCGAGGAAUGAGGCCAAAGUUGGUAUCGGAGGGUCUUCUAGCAACUUACCGAAUCCUCUCAAAUGCCGAGCUUCUGCCGUCUCUCGGCUUGUCACUGAGCUUCUGUUUUCAGUUUUCUUGCUUCAUGUGCAGGGCUCAGUAUUUUGAAUUUAAACAUAUUGGAUCAAACGGUACGGACCCAGCUGGCAUGUCUGCAUUUGAUUUUACUUUGCCAAACUAUCACAAAAAAUAAUUUGAGAAUAUUUUCGGUUUUCGGGGACUGAAAAACAGCCACAUUCAUGGUUUCAGAUGACAAGGAAAAUACGCGUUUCUCUCCUCAGGCGCUGCUGUUAUCAACCACGGGUCUGACAUGUGAUUUUGGUACACUUUUAAGACUAUAAACGCACAAAUCAGGAAUGUAAUAAUCCGCGUAACACAUUCAUUUUAGUAAUUUUUUUGGAGAAUUUACAGUUUAAGGUGGCUUUCACAACCAAAUGCCUCUCUUGAUGGUGUCAGGGUGAAGGACACACAGAGCAAGAUACUUUGACAGACUUCUUCACUUUUUUUAAUUAGAGCACUCUGAUCUUCACAUAUUGUUUGUACAAAUACUUUUUUUUUUUUUUUUUUUUUUUUAAAGCUGCACUUUAAUUGUUCCCUUUAAUUAACAGCCUCAAGUGGCAACGGGAGUUAAGACAUCAUUACCUGCAAAUCAUAGAAUGUGUUUUUUCACAUUUAGUUCAGUGUGUUAUGUCUGUCAGCUUUAAGACAACGAGAUGUAUGUUUCCACCAACAGUGUCACCAAAACAUUUAUUGUUUACAUGAGCCAUCUCUACUACCUCUUGUGGACUUUGUAAAAAGACCUUAUGAGACCAGUGCUUUUGGAAAUACACGAACAAUUCCUUCAUAGAAGCUACAAAGACAAGUGCAUUUCAAGAGAAAACUUUUCCACCUUUUUGUACUCGAUGCGAUCUACUAGAGUCGUUUUUAUUCCAUCUUUUUACAUGUGGUCAAAGGUGAAUUUUCUCUGCUAAAAAAAACUCUAAAACUUGCCUUUUGUGAGAAACAGUUGAUGAGCAAAUGGCGAAUGUAUUUCUUGUGUAAUUUUUAUUAGUGUAUAAUAAUUACAGGGUGAUUGGUGCCGGAUGCAAAAGAUGCAUUUGUGAUGUUUCUCAGGACUGAAUUGAAAGAACCAAAAUAUGUUUAGUAAAUGUCCUGUAGCUGAAAUUAGGUGUCUUACUUGUGACACAAGAUGUGCAUUUAUAGUUUUAUUAGUUUUUUUUAAAUUUAAUUUUACCAUUCUCUGUUCUGUACUGUAGGUCAAAUGAUACUUGCAGAUCAGGCGUGAUCACUUUGCUUCGUUUCGACAAGCUUUCCAAGCUUUGUAUGGAGGCCUAAAGUGAUCAAAUUUAAAUAAAUAUACCAUAUGAAUAGAUACAGACCAAAUGUUAUAAAACAUGAAUUUGUGAAAUAAUCCAAUAGAUAUAUAUUUUUUUUAACUCAGAUCGUUAUAAUGAAAUUCUGGCAAUUGUAAUUUAUAUAUUUUUUUAACUUCAAAAUUAAAUUGUUUCCAAGUAACCCUUGUAUUUCACCAUGCCACUGUUAAUCAGUGAGGAUUAUGCAGCUACGUGAUUGGCUGUUUCUGUGGUCUGAAUGAGUGAACAGCCAAUCACAUACCUGGCUCUGCCCCAUCGUCUUGGAUAACCACCUGAAGGACCAACAAUCUCCAAAUAUUUUUGCCUGAAUGUAACAUGUCAUACAUAUCACAACAACUCUGCCCUGUGAGACCAACGCCUCAUCUGCAAGUUUUAUGAGAACCAAUUCACACUCACUGCUGUUGUGUCAACCUAGCACAUUAUUUUAUGCUCAGGUGUUUGCUGUUUUGUUUCAGCUUGACUUGAAUUAUGUCUCUUUUUUUUUUCUUCCUGAACCCAAUGGGAGAUUGUGCUCUAAACAGCGCUGGUGGAUCAAAAAUGUGUUUAAAUCAUGAAAACUGAAUGAGCUUAAUCUUAAAAUGAUUAUGAAUGAAGCUGAAUAUAGCCUUAAAUACAAAAUGUAAUCAUCAGAAUACAAAACGAUAUAUAUAGGCUAAGUAGAAGUCUGAAAAGUUAUGGAAAUAUUGGAGAAAAAGCAAGAGUUGGGAAGAAACAAGCUGCUUGCAUCACUGUCAUUUUUAAUUAUCCUGCUGUGUGUUGCUCUGGAUCGUAAAUGCAGAUUACAGCACAAGUUAGCACUUACCAAGUGGAGAAAGUUAUGAUCAGAGCAGGGCCAAUACCUCAAGCCAUUUCUGUGAACUUGUGGGCUGCAUGCAUGAUGUGUUCACGUGCGUCAUUACUGUCUUUUUGUAUCGGCAAUAACGCAUUCCUGAAUGAAUAAAGGUUUCUGUUACUGCAGAAUAAACGCAGAGGAAUAAAAUCUUUACAUUUGAAGCCUUGAA
Molecule: messenger RNA, 2763 nt
Organism: Anarrhichthys ocellatus (wolf-eel)
Lineage: Eukaryota; Metazoa; Chordata; Actinopteri; Perciformes; Anarhichadidae
Gene: abracl
Product: ABRA C-terminal like
Exons: 3
Coding region: 116-361 (81 amino acids)
Biological process (GO): regulation of actin filament-based process
Source: RefSeq, a predicted model, not a curated record